Molecule: messenger RNA, 1294 nt
Organism: Micromonas pusilla CCMP1545
Lineage: Eukaryota; Viridiplantae; Chlorophyta; Mamiellophyceae; Mamiellales; Mamiellaceae
Product: proteasomal ATPase
Exons: 3
Coding region: 1-1209 (402 amino acids)
Biological process (GO): proteasome-mediated ubiquitin-dependent protein catabolic process
Cellular component (GO): proteasome regulatory particle, base subcomplex
Molecular function (GO): ATP hydrolysis activity; proteasome-activating activity; ATP binding
Source: RefSeq, a predicted model, not a curated record
AUGGGCGUCCUCGUGGAGACCUCCCAACCCGCGAAGGAUGGCCUUCGCGGGUACUACAGCGCGAAGAUCGAGGAGUACGAGAUCGCCGUCAGGGAUAAGACGCAGAACCUCCGGCGGUUGGAGGCGCAGCGGAACGAGCUGAACCACAAGGUCCGGAUGCUUCGCGAGGAGAUCCAGCUCCUGCAAGAGCCCGGAUCGUACGUCGGUGAAGUCGUGAAGGUGAUGGGGAAGACGAAGGUCCUCUGCAAGGCGCGUCUCGUUCACCCCGAGGGUAAAUACGUCGUGGACAUCGCGAAGGACAUAGACAUCAACACGCUCACCACCGGCGCGCGCGUCGCGCUGAAGAACGACAGCUACGCGCUCCAUCUCAUCCUCCCGUCGCUCGUGGACCCGCUCGUGUCGCUCAUGAAGGUGGAGAAAGUGCCGGACUCCACGUUCGACAUGAUCGGCGGCCUGGACGAGCAGGUGAAGGAGAUCAAAGAGGUGGUGGAGCUCCCGAUCAAACACCCGGAGCUGUUCGAGUCGCUGGGGAUCGCGCAGCCGAAGGGGGUGAUCUUGUACGGACCUCCGGGGACGGGGAAGACGUUGCUGGCGCGAGCCGUCGCGCACCACACCGACUGCUGCUUCAUCCGCGUCAGCGGGUCGGAGCUCGUGCAGAAGUACAUCGGCGAGGGCGCGCGGAUGGUGCGCGAGCUGUUCGUGAUGGCGCGGGAGAACGCGCCGGCGAUUCUGUUCAUGGACGAGGUGGACUCGAUCGGGUCGGCGCGAGGGAGCGGCGGCGGCGACAGCGAAGUCCAGCGCACGAUGCUGGAGCUUUUGAACCAGCUCGACGGGUUCGAGGCGUCGAACAAGAUCAAGGUGAUCAUGGCGACGAACCGCCUCGAUAUCCUCGACAGCGCGCUGCUGCGGCCGGGAAGGAUCGAUCGCAAGAUUGAGUUCCCGAACCCGACAGAGGAUUCGCGCGUGGACAUUUUGAAGAUUCACUCGCGGAAGAUGAACUUAGUGCGCGGGAUCGACAUGAAGAAGAUCGCGUCGAAGAUGACGGGCGCGAGCGGGGCGGAGAGCAAGGCGGUGUGCACGGAGGCGGGGAUGUUCGCGCUGAGAGAGCGCAGGGUGCACGUCACCCAAGAGGAUUUCGAGAUGGCCGUGAGCAAGGUGAUGAUGAAGGACUCGGAGAAGAACAUCUCCGUCGCCAAGUUGUUCACGUGAGCGAGCGGCGAGCGGCGCGCGCGCGGGGACGAGCGCGAGCGCGUCUCGCGACGAUGUAAUCAAACCACCGACGAAGAGCGUUUCG